Messenger RNA from Esox lucius (northern pike), 996 nucleotides. RefSeq names its product reactive oxygen species modulator 1 (gene romo1). NCBI's taxonomy places the organism in Eukaryota, Metazoa, Chordata, Actinopteri, Esociformes, Esocidae. The transcript has 3 exons. Bases 146 to 385 code for a protein of 79 amino acids. Gene Ontology annotation, biological process: protein insertion into mitochondrial inner membrane; protein import into mitochondrial matrix. Gene Ontology annotation, cellular component: TIM23 mitochondrial import inner membrane translocase complex. The record is from RefSeq and is a predicted model, not a curated record.
AACAACCCUCUGCUAAGAACUAACAUGCUACGUUGACUUUCAAGUAAUGGCUGUAUGCUGUUAGAAAACUUAGCUAGCUAGCCUCAUAAAAAGAAAAAAACGUGUUCUCAAGUGAUUAAUAAAACGACAUCACCUCUUGACCAAGAUGCCAGUGGCAGUAGGACCCUAUGGCCAGCAACAGCCAAACUGCUUUGACAGAGUAAAAAUGGGAUUCAUGAUGGGUUUUGCAGUUGGCAUGGCAGCUGGUGCCAUGUUUGGAACCUUUUCCUGUUUAAGGGUUGGUAUGAGAGGCAGAGAGCUGAUGGGAGGAGUUGGGAAGACUAUGAUGCAGAGCGGAGGCACGUUUGGUACAUUCAUGUCGAUUGGGAUGGGCAUCCGCUGCUGAGACCACCUCUACUGAGACCACCUCUACCGCACUUAUAAUUACCCAGUGGGAAUUUUGUGAAACCUAAUUUCUCAUGCCAUUAUUUCUGUAGUUCUGGGACAAAGUAUAUCAAUAAAGGCUGUUAUUUCAAUUGCUGGUACUAAGCCAAAUGUUUGGAGUGGGGCUUUUGAUAAAGGGGAAAUGGCUAACCUUGUGGUGCUGCAACAUCAGUUCCAUCCAAAGGAUUAACGAUACCAGGGUAAUCUCUUCCAAAGGACAGAUGCUUGAUCAAGUGAGUCAUGUUGAUCUUUAGGACAAAAGAAGUAUGAAUAAGUGCUCCUGGGUAUGGAAAAGAUUGCUGUGGGAAAACAAAACUUGUGAAAUAUACUUACAUUGUCUAGUCCGAAACUCUGAAGAUCAUGAACUGAAAAUAAAAUGAGACAUGUUAGAAAUGCUGUGAUUUGAUGUCAUCAGUUAUGUUCUGUUUAUAUACCUAGACUGAGUUUCAUUUUCUCAUCAAAUGUAAAACUUUCCAUAUUAAGUUCAAUUAUUGUUGAGCCCAGUUCUCUGAAAUGUCAUGUUCUUAAUUACUGCUUUUACCACCUCCAAUAAAGAUUAAGGUAAUGAUCAUA